Messenger RNA from Micromonas pusilla CCMP1545, 1605 nucleotides. RefSeq lists its product as uncharacterized. The transcript has a single exon. Lineage: Eukaryota; Viridiplantae; Chlorophyta; Mamiellophyceae; Mamiellales; Mamiellaceae. Gene Ontology annotation, cellular component: membrane. Gene Ontology annotation, molecular function: acyltransferase activity, transferring groups other than amino-acyl groups. The record is from RefSeq and is a predicted model, not a curated record. Gene Ontology annotation, biological process: polysaccharide biosynthetic process. Bases 1 to 1605 code for a protein of 534 amino acids.
AUGGCGAGGCCGACGCCUCGCGCGUCGACGCGCGCGCGCGCCGGGGAGAAGGACCCGAUCGUGUGGAUCCCCGCGCGAUCCGAUCGCGCGGUCCGUCGACCCCCCGUCUCCCGAGCGCGCGUCGCUGUCGAUCGCGCGUCGGGCGCUCCGCGUUCGCCGGCGCGUCUCCGCGCGCGCGCGCGUCCGCGUCGCGACGGCGCGCUCCACCGAUUGGCGUCCACCGCGGACAGGGUAUCGUCCUCCUCCGCGGCGUCGCCGAACGACGACGCCGCGGCGAUCGAGCCGCCGUCGCCGUCGCCGUCGCCGUCGCCGCCCGCGAAGAAGAAGCGCGCGUUCAUCCCCGCGCUCGACUCGACGCGAUUUUUUCUCAUCACCUACAUCGCCGUCGGCCACUUCAUCGCGUGCUGCACGAAAGACCCGCUCACGCUCCGGAUGUUAUCGCAAGUCAACGUCGUCGUCGGCGCGUUCUUCGUGAUCUCCGGGUACGUCGUCGCGUACACGUGCACGGAGCUGGGCGAGUACAGGGCGUCGCCGCGGAUAUCGCCGGCGCCGGCGUUUAUUCUGUCGCGCGUCAUGGGCUACUACCCGCUGUACCUCCUCGCGCAGGUCGUCUUCGGGUGGGUGUUCGUGUACGCGGAUAACUUAUAUAACGGUCCGAUUGCGACCGUUUUCCAUGGUUUAAUCACCAUGACGUUGACCCAAGCGUGGUUCCCCGCGCACGCGGAGCUGUGGAACGCCCCGACGUGGUUUCUCAGCGCGUUGACCUUCGCCACCGUCGCGUUGCCUUUUUGUCUCCCGUCCAUCGCGUCGUGGAAGAAGAAGGGUUUGAAGACCGCGAUGAUCGCGCUCACCGCGAUCAGCUUGAUCGCGAAAGUCGCGUACUCGUACGACACCGGCGGGUGGUUCUUCAUGGAGGGCGUCAUGUCCCCGAAGACGCACCCGUCGUGGUUGUUUUGGAACGCGCAGCGGUUUUCGCCGUUCGCGGCGCUCGUCGAAAUUUUGAUCGGGUGCGUCGCCGCGCGCAGCGUCAUGGUCCGCGAGUGCGCGGACAAGGGCGAGGAGAAAGGCGUUAACGAAAACGGCGAAUCGUCGACGGUUACGGAUACGGAUACGAACAACGCGAGCGGCUGGAUGGCGAGCUCGCCGGUGGUGCCGCUCCUCGGGAUGGCGUUCGUGUUGAUCGCUCGCGGGUUCGAGUGGCUGACGCUCAACGACGGGCUCACGCGCGGUUUGUUUUUCAUCCCUCUGUUCGUGUCCUUCAUCAAACGGAUCCACGUCCAGACCGUGUACGUCGACCUCCCGAACGCGGCGAAGGAGGGGCACAAGAGCUUCAGCACGAUGAUGUCGCACAAGUGGCUGACGUAUUUGGGCGCGAUUUCGUUUCCGAUUUACAUCCUGCACGGGCCCAUCGGUCAGAUUUUUUACAAGAGAGCCGUCGCGUCCAAGCUGUGGGGCACGGUGUUCACGAAGUACCCGGAGUUUUUCCCCGCGUACCUCGCGAUCGUGCUCCUCGCCGCGGUCGUCGUCCACGAAAAGUUCAUGAAGAACAAGGCGAUCCAGGGGUGGUUCCAAGAGAGAGGGCAGGCCAUCGCCGCCAAGUUUUAG